CUUGAAGCUUAACAUUCUCCCACAUACCUUGGAGUACAAUUGGAUUUGACUGUUUGUUUCUAUUUACUCAAACAGCGCCAUCAAUAUGCUUUCCUCGGUCAGCCGGUCUGUACUGCGUCAAGCACGCCCUCAGUUCCGGGUCCAAUCACUCUCACAACUCCAGAGGCUACUAUCGACACUAGCCGUCCUCGAACAGAACAAUGGAAAGCUGAACACCGGCUCCCUGAGCGCCGUCACGGCCGCCAAGAAACUCGGAGGCUCAGUUACUGCCUUCGUUGCUGGCGGGAACAUUAAGAGCGUCGCCGAGGAGGCAGCUAAGGUCGAGGGCGUCGAGAAGGUUAUCUCCGUUGACAAUGCGGCAUAUGACAGGGGUCUACCCGAGAACUACGCCCCUCUCUUAGUCGAAAACAUCAAGAAAGGCGGUUACACGCACAUUGUGGCCGGGCACACUGCGUUCGGCAAGAACCUCUUGCCCCGCCUAGCUGCGCUGCUCGACAAGCAACAAAUCUCCGACGUUGUUGCCAUUGAGUCUGAGAAUACCUUCGUCCGCCCAAUCUAUGCUGGAAAUGCUAUCGCAACCGUGGAGUCCUCCGAUGACAUCAAAAUUGUGACUAUCCGUGGAACCGCGUUCGCCGCAGCUGCUACCACUGGCGGCUUGGCUACAAUCGAGGAAGGCGUUGACCCUAAAUCCGAGAGCACAACCGAAUGGGUCUCUGAGGAUCUUGCAAAGAGCGAUCGCCCUGAUCUGGCGACCGCCAGCAAGGUCGUGUCAGGUGGCCGUGGCUUAAAAUCUAAGGAGGAGUUCGAUAAGAUUAUGCUGCCCCUUGCAGACGCCCUAGGCGCUGCUGUUGGUGCUUCAAGAGCGGCCGUGGACAGCGGAUAUGCUGAUAACAGCUUACAAGUUGGGCAAACGGGCAAGGUGGUUGCACCACAGUUGUACCUAUGCGCCGGUAUUUCCGGUGCUAUCCAGCAUUUGGCAGGAAUGAAGGAUAGCAAGGUGAUUGCGGCCAUCAACAAGGAUCCCGAUGCACCUAUUUUCCAGAUCGCGGAUGUGGGCUUGGUGGGUGAUCUGUUUGAGAAGGUGCCAGAAUUGACGUCCAAGCUCCAAAAAUAAAUAGAUGAGAAUAAAUAUUUA
Messenger RNA from Pseudogymnoascus destructans, 1135 nucleotides. RefSeq names its product Electron transfer flavoprotein alpha-subunit (gene ETF1). NCBI's taxonomy places the organism in Eukaryota, Fungi, Ascomycota, Leotiomycetes, Thelebolales, Thelebolaceae. The record is from RefSeq and is a predicted model, not a curated record. Gene Ontology annotation, molecular function: electron transfer activity; flavin adenine dinucleotide binding. Bases 86 to 1114 code for a protein of 342 amino acids. The transcript has 2 exons. Gene Ontology annotation, cellular component: mitochondrion.